GAUGUGUGCGCGUGUGCGCGUGUGUGUCGUCAUGGUGCGGCAUCAGUCCGCUGAGUCAGGGUCUGCGCCGGGAAACCGCUGCUGCGAACUGCACCAAAGUCCCUGAGAAAAAGAAAACAAUUAAGAGAAAAGAUGAUCAGAGGGAAUAAUCAGUGAUUAAUUAGAGAUUAAUCAGUGAUCAGGGAGAGUCACUCCAGCGGACGGGAAUGGGUUAAUUACAUUAAAUCUGGGCGGGGUUCCAGUCUCAAUACCUUCGUUUACAUUGCUGCUUGGGCUUAAUUAAUGAAACAGACCAAAAAAUCACACGACAAACCAGACUCCAUGGUCAGCGAGUCUCAGCAGGAUCGAGUGCAUCUCCUCUCAGAGAAGAGGAAGUGGUUGACAGAGAUCGAGAACAAGAAGCGUCAGCUGGAAGACGACAAGAGAGCACUGCAGCACCUGAAGUCCAAGGCGCUGCGGGAGCGCUGGUUGCUGGACGGAGCGCCCUCAGCGGGACCGGAGCAGGACGCCGUAAGGACCCAGCUGAAGCAGGACGAGACCAGGACCCGGAGCCUGGAGGACAACAUCAACAGGUUGGAGGAGGAGCUGCUCAGUCUGGAAACUGGAAGCGUGUGUCAGACCACAACAAACACUGUUGUGUGUCCAGGAUCGGUUGAAGCUGUCGGGGUCAAAGAUCAGCCGGAGCUGAUGGCGGCUCAGAUCGCUCCAGAAUCCUUUGCAGAGGUCAGAGCUCCUAAAAGCCCCCGAGUGAACGGAGCAAGCGAGGAGAUGAAGAGAGCAAUGUACUCUGUGGAGAUUAAGGUGGAGCGGGACCGGCUGACGGGGGAAACCCGGGUUUUGUCCACUAACACCUCACUUCCUGUUGACCUCUCUCACCACGGAGGGGUCAAAGUGUACGAGGACGAGAGGAAAGUCGUCCACGAGAUGAACGGUGAAGACGGCGUGCAGCUGCUUAGCGUCUCCGAGGUCGAGGACCUCAUCCACAAAGCCGACGAGGCCUCCGUGACGUCGCAGACCGUUGCCACGGUGACGUCUCUCCCUACAGCCGAGGCGGCGGCGGUAUCGAGCCCCGACGCCCCCCCGCCGGCAGAGAUCAGGGGGCUGCGGGCCGAGCCUGGCGCCGAGCCGGGCCCGGUGGACGCCACCGCCGCGGCACCGCUCACCAUGGUGUUCAUGGGGUACCAGAGCGUGGAGGACGAGGACGAGACCAAGAAGGUGUUCGGUCUGGUUGGCACGGUGACGGCCGAGCGCGUGCUCAUCCACGACGACACCGCAAGCGAGGAAACGUCAACAAGCGCCGCGCAGGAAGCUCCGCCUCCGCACGGCAACAACAAGCCCACGGAGACGGUCGCCGCACCGGUGGGAAACGGGAAGGAAGAGAGGGAAGGGAAGGAGGGGAAGGAAGAGAGGGAGGGGAAGGAAGGGAAGGAAGAGAGGGAAGGGAAGGAGGGGAAGGAAGGGAAGGAAGAGAGGGGGGGGAAGGAAGGGAAGGAAGGGAAGGAAGUAGAGGAGGAAAUGAAGAAGGAAAAGAAGCCAUGUAAGUGCUGCAGCAUCAUGUGAUUCGAG
Etheostoma cragini (Arkansas darter) is the source of this 1566-nucleotide messenger RNA. It is a transcript of the gene palm1a, whose product is annotated as paralemmin 1a. The coding region runs from base 283 to 1560 and encodes 425 amino acids. NCBI's taxonomy places the organism in Eukaryota, Metazoa, Chordata, Actinopteri, Perciformes, Percidae. Gene Ontology annotation, cellular component: membrane. The record is from RefSeq and is a predicted model, not a curated record. Gene Ontology annotation, biological process: regulation of cell shape. The transcript has 10 exons.